Camponotus floridanus (Florida carpenter ant) is the source of this 1453-nucleotide messenger RNA. It is a transcript of the gene PGAP5, whose product is annotated as metallophosphoesterase 1. Gene Ontology annotation, biological process: GPI anchor biosynthetic process. Lineage: Eukaryota; Metazoa; Arthropoda; Insecta; Hymenoptera; Formicidae. Bases 136 to 1278 code for a protein of 380 amino acids. The transcript is spliced from 9 exons. The record is from RefSeq and is a predicted model, not a curated record. Gene Ontology annotation, molecular function: hydrolase activity.
GUUAAAGAGGGUCAGGCUAGGUUAAACUGAGAGUCCUUGUUUAUGCUUGCAUUUUUAGCCCUACUAAAAUGAGCAAAAAAUAACGUAAUUAACGGUUUAAUAUACAAUCUUCAUUAGUUAUAUCAAAUCUUAAAGAUGAUACAUUUCGGAAAACUACUUCCGACGCUUUUCUACGUGGUUUUAGCUUUAUUAUUUAUCCUAUUUUUCUGUGAAUACCUUAUAUAUUAUAUAGUACUUAUACAGUGUCAAUGGCCUGUUUUAAACCCUCAAAAAGAAGACCUAGCUCUACAUACGGAAGCAACAGACAGACCUGUCAAAGCAAUGUUCAUUGCGGACACUCAUUUAUUAGGGCCCAAAGAAGGUCACUGGUUCGAUAAGUUACGAAGAGAGUGGCAAAUGUACAGAGUAUUCCAAACUAUGAUGUCGAUAUACGGACCAGAGGUGGUUUUUAUAUUAGGUGAUGUCUUUGAUGAGGGACAAUGGUGCAGCUCCACAGAGUUUGAAAACUAUAUACAAAGAUUUCAUUCCCUGUUUCAUGUACCCAAGGAUACUCGUCUCUAUGUCGUUGCUGGGAAUCACGAUAUGGGAUUUCAUUAUGCAAUCACGCCAUAUCGUAAUCAGCGUUUUAUUAACGGCUUGAAAAGCCCAAGUGUGCGGCGACUGAGUAUAAGGGACAAUCAUUUUGUGUUGAUCAAUAGCAUGGCGUUGGAAGGGGAUGGCUGUUUUCUGUGCCGACCCACUGAGAUCGCGGUGAAUAAGAUAGCCAAAGAUUUGAAAUGUGCGAGAAAGAUGAGCAACGAUUGCCGCAAUGCCAGCGCAAUAGCCAGAUAUAGUAGGCCUAUAUUGUUACAACAUUAUCCGAUGUAUCGAGAAUCAGACGAAAUCUGUAACGAGUUGGAUCAGGCUCCCGAUGAGAUAAAGGCCAUAAAGUUUCGAGAACGAUGGGAAUGUUUAUCGAAGGAAGCCUCGGAACAACUUUUAGAUAUCUUGAAUCCACGACUGAUAGUUGCCGGACAUACUCAUCAUGGUUGCAGAAGAAUACAUCGGGACGACGUGCUGGAAUUCACCAUCCCGUCCUUUAGCUGGCGUAAUAAAAUCAAUCCGUCUCUUCUAAUGGGUACGUUCACUCCAAGCAAUUAUUCUGUUUCAAAGUGUUACAUGCCUGUAGAAUCUACCGUAAUUAUUAUUUAUAAGGUUAGCCUUACAUGUGUAUUGAUAUAUUUGAUUAUAAAACUCAGACCGAGACGGCAUGCGUACUCUCGUUUAAAGAUGCCUUGAAUAAUUCCUCUGUCAUGACAAAUUCAAUUGUGAUGUUAAAACACGAACCAGCGUUAUAAUAAUUCUAUAUACAAUGCAAUUUAUAGAGGCUAUAAUUCUUCAAGUGAUAGAGACAAAUUUGUAUACAUCUUUCAUACACACUAUCAUUUGCAUAUUAUUUACAUUAGUAAUUGUA